Molecule: messenger RNA, 1087 nt
Organism: Engraulis encrasicolus (European anchovy)
Lineage: Eukaryota; Metazoa; Chordata; Actinopteri; Clupeiformes; Engraulidae
Product: 14-3-3 protein epsilon
Exons: 7
Coding region: 154-876 (240 amino acids)
Biological process (GO): intracellular protein localization; signal transduction; regulation of mitotic cell cycle
Cellular component (GO): cytoplasm
Molecular function (GO): phosphoserine residue binding
Source: RefSeq, a predicted model, not a curated record
GCCAUCUUUAUUCUCAUUUUACCGGUGGAGUGGGAACACCGCUCCAGUUGCUAUCACUGCUCUAGCAGAACCUGCUGGCUAGUAGUGUCAAACACCGCUAAUCUACUCCUUGAAUUGUUUUACUUAACAUCGCCACUUUAAAUACAUACCGCCAUGGGUGAUCGAGAGGAGUUAGUUUACCAGGCCAAACUUGCCGAGCAGGCAGAGAGAUACGAUGAAAUGGUGGAGUCGAUGAAGAAUGUAGCUGGUAUGGAAGUGGAGCUAACAGUCGAGGAGAGAAAUCUGCUAUCAGUGGCCUACAAGAAUGUGAUCGGGGCAAGGAGAGCGUCCUGGAGGAUAAUCAGCAGUAUUGAGCAGAAGGAGGAGAGUAAAGGCGUGGAAGUUAAAUUGAAAAUGAUCCGGGAGUACAGACAAACGGUUGAAACUGAGCUUAAAUCAAUCUGUAAUGACAUCCUGGAUGUGUUGGAGAAGUACCUCAUUCCAGCGUCAACUUCAGGGGAGUCCAAGGUCUUCUACUAUAAAAUGAAAGGUGACUACCACCGGUAUCUGGCAGAGUUUGCCACAGGAAACGACAGGAAGGAGGCAGCAGAAAACAGUUUAGUAGCUUACAAAGCUGCAAGUGAUAUUGCUAUGACUGAACUUCCACCCACCCAUCCCAUUCGCUUGGGGCUUGCACUAAACUUCUCUGUGUUUUACUACGAAAUCCUGAACUCUCCUGACCGGGCAUGCAGGUUGGCAAAAGCUGCAUUUGAUGACGCUAUCGCAGAGUUGGACACACUGAGUGAAGAGAGCUACAAGGACUCCACACUCAUCAUGCAGUUGUUACGUGACAACCUGACACUAUGGACUUCAGACAUGCAGGGAGAUGAUUCCUAAAGGGGAACUAAAUUGCUCAUUCCCUAUAAAACUGUAUUUUGAGAGGAACAGAACAAAGAAGCGCUGCAAGACGUGGAGGAUGAGACUCAGUGAGAAAUCACAGCCAAUGUUAGACUCCACCUACCCAACACCCACUCCUACCCAAUCCCUCUUCAGUCCCACCCACCCACACACACACACACACCAACCCUCCCCCCUCCCCCCUCCUCCU